AUGGGUGCCGUAGUAUCUUGCGUCCAAUCCAUUUUCCGCACCAUCGGAAACGUCAUCAUGGCCAUCGUCUCCGGCAUCGGUAACAUCCUUGUAGCCAUCAUCAACGGCAUCGUGUCCUUCUUCGGCAUCAUCGUCAGCUUCCUGACCUGCGGCUACUGCGGCGGCCACCGGCGCAGGACGGGCGGCGGCAUGUCCACCGGCACAACGACCGGCACGCGGCGCGGCGGAUGGGGUCGACGCCGCCAUGCUACUACCGCGAGCCGCAUCUAG
Molecule: messenger RNA, 270 nt
Organism: Daldinia vernicosa
Lineage: Eukaryota; Fungi; Ascomycota; Sordariomycetes; Xylariales; Hypoxylaceae
Exons: 2
Coding region: 1-270 (89 amino acids)
Source: RefSeq, a predicted model, not a curated record